UGAAAGGAUUUCACAGAUCCCGGGGUGAAGCCCUAGUCCUAGACCCGGAUGGCGGGAACAAAGUUGUCUUUCCCUCCAAUUUGCUUGCUCUGAAAGUUCAUGUUCAUCCUAAUUCCCCUCGGCUUCACCGCACUCUUUUUCAUCACCCCCAAUUCCAAAACCCUAAUCAAUCAUUCUUCCUAAUCUCGUCUGAUUUCACGAGGUAUUCUAUUAACAUGGACGGCUCUGCAGUGGAGCUUAGUCCAAACAAUCUGGGCACGCCCAAGCGCCGGAAUGCUCGGCGGAAGUUCGUUCAGUCGACGUUGUUCCCUCAGAAAGCUCAAGAGUCCAAUGACAGAGCUGAUGAUCAACAAGAGGAAGAAGAAGCUCGCUGUUGUGCGAAUGAGAACGGGACGGGAAGGCCCAAACAGAAAGUUACUCCUCGAACCAAGAAUUCCAAGAUAAAGGAGAAGCUGCCGCAGAAUGCUACGUCAGAGAAUAUGGGCACACCCAAGCGCCGGAAUGUUCGCCGGAAGUUGGUUCAGUCGACAUUGUCCCCACAGAAAACCCAAGAGUCCAAUGACAGAGCUGAUGAACAGGAGGAGAACAAUGUCGUUGAUGAUCAACAAGAGAAAGAAGAGGCACAUUGUUGUGUGAAUGAGAAUGAGAAGGGAAAUUCCAAUCCAAAAGUUACUCCUCGAUCCAAGAAUCCCAAGAAAAAGGAGAAGCAGCUGCAAAACACUACACCAAAGAAACGGUCGCCCAAAGGGGUUAAGGGGUCAGGUUCACGGCAAAUGUUGACCAAUGUGGCACAGAUUAGUAUGGCGGUCCCUGAUUUGCGUUUGGAGGCAAAACUGUCAGCUGAGGAAAAUUCAAGGAUAUUUGCUGGACGGCAAAUGCAUCCCUUUUUUUCUUCAUGGAAGGUUGAGAAGAAACCUCAGGAGGCAGCUGAAUCAGAACUCAGUUUAUAUGCAGCGAGGAGGAAGGAUGAGCAAGUACUUGCCUGUGCCCCUAUUCAUGUAUUUGAAAAUAAUCAGGAUGUUGAUGAUACAUCAUUGCCCGACUGGAAAAACUGGACGUUUUUGGGGCAGACUGACAAAGCAAAUUAUGGUCCAGAAAGUUCAUUUUCCUCUGUUUUUGAGGGUUCUAUUGAACCCUUAAAUAUUGACAAGCUUCACAAUACUUGUUAUCCCUCUGGUGUUGCAGUUUCUCAAAAUGUCCUGUCUUAUUCAGAUCAACAUUCCAUAGAAUCUACGCAGCCUCAAGUAGAAAACUCAGCUUCACUGGAUGGUGGGCAAACAAGUCUUCAACCACCAGAAGCCAAACUGGACAUGAAAGCCAAUACUGAGCAAGCUGGCAUUUUCAGAAAGUCAGAUCCUGAACCACAGAGUAGAUUUCUUCAAGAAAGCAUGAGGUCGUAUUACCAUAGUUGUGGAGAUAAGGCUGAGGGAACCCUAUGGACGCACAAGUACAAGCCAACAAAGGCCUUUGAGGUAUGUGGUAAUGAUGAGUCCGUGAAAUUUUUGCGUGACUGGUUACAUCUCUGGCAUGGAAGACGUUAUCAAAGCAGGAAGGAUGCCUCGUGCAGGGAUAAAAGUGAUAUGCAUGGUGGUGGUGGUGACGACGAUGACUAUGACUGUUCUCAUUGUGACUAUGAUUCAGAAGACAUGACUGAGGGGGACUCCCUGGAGAAUGUUCUCUUAAUUACUGGACCAAUUGGGAGUGGCAAAUCUGCGGCUAUAUAUGCUUGUGCACAAGAGGAGGGGUUUGAGGUUCUAGAGCUCAAUACAUCAGACUGUCGAAAUGGGACUGCUGUCAAGCAGCACUUUGGAGAUGCUCUUGGAUCGCUUGGGUUCAAAAGGUUAUUGGAACACACGGAUGGUUCACCAAUGAAGAAAAAGAGGAAGCUGUCCUUAGGCCUAGCUUUGCCUAGUAACAAAGCAUCUGAUGAGUUAAAUGAAGGGGUAAUUGGACCAAUAGCCAUAUCUGAUGAUGAAGUCUGCCCAGUUGCAACAUCUUGUAUGUUACCGGGCCAGAGAAACUUAAUUGGAUAUGAUAAAGUCCAAACAUUAAUUCUAGUUGAGGAUGUGGACAUCCUUUUUCCUGAAGAUCGUGGAUGUAUUGCUGCCAUACAACAAAUUGCCGAGACAGCAAAGGGGCCUAUCAUAUUAACCUGCAAUAGUUAUAAUCCUGCUCUGCCAGAUAAUUUUAGUAGACGUCAUGUUUCUUUCUCAUUGCCAUCCACAAAGGAGUUGCUGUGUCAUUUGUACAUGGUUUGUGUUACGGAAGGAGUCAACAUUGAUCCUUUUGUACUGGAGAAAUUUAUACAAUUUUGCGAUGGAGAUAUCCGCAAAACUGUGAUGCAUCUUCAGUUCUGGUUCCAGAGUAAAAGAUUAAGAAAAGACAAAAAAGCACAGAAAUUGUAUGGCUCGCUUCCAUUUGACCUUGAGGUUGGCCAUCAGAUACUGCCCAAGAUGAUGCCCUGGGGUUUUCCCUCUCAGUUAUCUGAACUAAUUGAGAAGGAAGUUACCAGGGUAAUAACCACAAUGGAAGAAAACUCUAGUUUGCAGGGGUUAGUUGAGGAACAGCUUGACUUGAAUGAAAAGCAAAGUGAUUCGGAUGUGAAGCAGGUGGGAACUGAUUAUAUAGAGUCGAAGAAAGUAGAAAUGCUUGAGAGGAAUGGAUCUGUUACAGACUACAGCCAAUUGGAAGCUCAAUUUCAUGCUCUUUCUGAGAUUUCAAAUUCUUUUGGCACCCCGGUUGCACCUUCUAAAAGGAAGAUUCAAAGGAAGCUUGUAGUGAUGUCCUCUGGUUCUGAGGAUGAGGAUUUAAAUAAUGGGCACCCUCUUGACAUGUGUGAUGAUGCCGACAAUGGACCAGCUCUUGUGGACAACAGUGAUACUCCAUCAAAACUUCCAAUGAAUAAAAAAUACACCAGCGUAUCAUUUUUUAAGCGGGGUGCUGGAUUGGAGGAGUCUGAGGUAGACCUGAACAAACAUUUAAGAACAGCUGACGUUAUGUGUUCAAGUGAAACAUCCAAGUCACUUGAUGUAUCCUGUGUUCCGGAAUCAACUUUUGUUCCUGAGACUCUUGAUGAAAUAGAAACUAUCUCUGGAGCAGUGUCUUGUGGCAAUGGUGAUGGUCCUUUGGAAGUCUCUGUGAAUAAUGAGUUACCACCAUUCACUUUCAGUGUUCGCAAGCGCUUAGCCAAGCGAGUGCUGGAUGAUGAUUUGUUGGGAAGUACCAAAAUACCAGAAUCUUCUCAAAAAGAGAUUGUGCAAGAUUUGAUAGAUGAAAAUAUGGAACCUUCACCCGUGUAUGAUGUGAUGGAUGAAUGCAGUCGAGUGGAUUUCAAAAUGAAGUCCAAUUUUGUCGAACCCUUUCCAUCAAUGGGGACUGAUGUAAUACAUAAGAUCUGGAGAGAACUGCGUGAAUGUCGAGCAGAUUUAAGACAGCAUGCUGCCACUGAACAGCCAGGUGCUUUUGAAGUCGUUAAACUGGCUUGUGGUAUCAGCAAUCUAAUUUCAGAGGCUGACUUGCUGUUUGGUAACUUAAAACAAAAAGAAUGUGAUAUUUUGGAAGCUCCAACUUCACUUUUUAACGAAGCCACAUUUAAUUGGUAUGAUGAGCAAAUGAUGGUGUCCACUGUUGCUGAACAUGGGUUUUGUUUUUAUGCUAAACACUUGUCAGAUAUGGGAUUGAAGUCAGACUGCAAGAGCAAUGUAGAUUUAACUUCAGAGAUCUUGACUUCCACUACUAGCAUGGUGGCACUGGGCUAUUUAUCUAGACAGGGCCUCUCAAACCGUACUAACUCCUGUACUCGAAAGGACUUUGGGAACAAGUCAAGAAACGAUUUGCCAGAUAGCCAAAUGCAGACAUCACUGUUCAGCGUAGUCCAGUCCACUGUUCCCGCAAGAUUAUCCUUGGCACUGAAAGGCGUUGCGUUCAAUGAAUAUCUAUCUUCGUUGCGCCUUAUCGCAAGGUUAGAAGACUUGCGCAUAUCACAAGGUGCUGAAAAGACGAGAAGGCGAAGGGCGCGGGGUGCUCAACAUUACUUGAGCAAGGGUACCAUGAUAUUGUCGCGUGAGGAUAUAUCAUUGUUGGGUGAAGGAGAUCUGUACAGAAAGAACUUUUCCAAGCAUAUUGGUGCCAGCAACCAGGUGGAUAGCAACUUUACAUAAUUCAACGCUUCAGCAUAGAGUUAAUAAUUUAUUCAUUCCUUGACCAAAAAUAAUUUAUUCAUCCCUCACGCUUGACACCCAAGAAUUCAGAUUGCAUUGACGAUUGGCAUACGAUGAGUUCCCUGCGGUCAUGGGAUGCGAUUGUAAAUUAAACCAGAGAAGUAGCGUUAGGAUCAGGAUUCAGAAGUAGGAAUUGGCCCGUUUCUGUAAAGUUAUAUGAUUAAAAGCCUAGGUUUCUGUUUUUUAAGUGAGAAGUAAAUCUCAGUCAUUGUUUAAAAGAAAAAAUUGAUAAGAAAUAAAGCCUAUAGUGAUUAAUCCACCGUAUUCAUAUCAUCUGAACAA
This is a messenger RNA of Prosopis cineraria, 4502 nucleotides long. RefSeq lists its product as uncharacterized. Gene Ontology annotation, biological process: DNA damage checkpoint signaling; DNA repair; mitotic DNA replication checkpoint signaling. The record is from RefSeq and is a predicted model, not a curated record. The coding region runs from base 216 to 4160 and encodes 1314 amino acids. Gene Ontology annotation, molecular function: chromatin binding. NCBI's taxonomy places the organism in Eukaryota, Viridiplantae, Streptophyta, Magnoliopsida, Fabales, Fabaceae. The transcript has 17 exons.